UACCUAUGCAAUCUUGGCUUCUAAGUUUUGGAUCUGGGGGGCUCGCUCAACGCGUUAUUUGUCAUCGAUUGCAGUUUGAAAUGUCCAUUACUGCCUCUUAGCAUAUACUACUAUUACCUUUCCUUUCUCUCCGGCUUUCCAGAAAGAUUUUUUUGAAAAAUCCAAGUGCACAAUUACUUGAAGUUUGCCUUUUUGCCAACCGGGCGUCCCAAUUUAAAGUUGUACCGCACUAUUUCAGUAAGAAAUGUAUGAUAACCUUGGAGCACAGCCUGGAGUUCCAAGACCGCCUGCUAAUACGCAGGCGAAUCCUUUUGGAAAUGCAUUCUCGGGUGCUAGCUCUGGUUUCAUCAGAGGUGGAUUAGGGGCUUAUGGAGAAAAAAUCCUUGGAUCUAGUUCUCAGUAUGUUCAAAGCAAUAUAAGUAGGUACUUUUCGGAUCCCCAGUACUACUUCCAAGUGAAUGAUCAGUAUGUGAGAAACAAACUGAAAGUAGUUCUUUUCCCUUUCCUACACAGAGGUCAUUGGACAAGAAUCACUGAGCCCGUUGGUGGCAGGCUAUCCUAUAAGCCCCCUAUCUAUGACAUAAAUGCUCCGGAUUUGUACAUUCCGUUUAUGGCCUUCGGAACCUAUGUUGUUCUUGCUGGCUUAUCACUGGGUUUGCAGGGAAGGUUUAGCCCAGAAGCUCUCAGUUGGCUGUUUAUAAAGGGGUUGGUUGGCUGGUUUUUGCAAGUUUCGUUGCUGAAGAUGACAUUGUUCUCACUGGGUAGUGGAGAGGCUCCUCUCCUUGACAUUGUUUCAUACGCAGGAUACGCUUUUACAGGAUUGUCCAUAGCUCUUUUGGGAACAAUUGUAUGGAACUGUUCUUACUACUUUUUGAUGCCAUGGACAUGCUUGUGCAUGGGAAUAUUUUUGGUGAAGACAAUGAAAAGAGUGCUCUUUGCAGAGGUGAGGACGUAUGAUUCAAGUAGGCAUCAUUAUCUCCUACUGUUUAUUGCCCUAGCUCAGUUCCCUCUUCUCUUUUGGCUUGGAAAGAUUAGCCUUAAUUGGUUCCUUUAAAUUACAUCUCAAGUUUUGUGGUUUGGCAUUUAGUAUGUUUUGGGAAAGGGAAGCUAGCAAUUUUCUGUAUGCCUCAUCACAUAGGCAUUUUAUUCUUGAAUGCUAGACAUCUAAAUGAGCUGAUUAGCCACUUAUUUUCCGUCAAAUUUAUAUGAAAGAGCUUGUAACGUCUAGAGGCGUCUCACUGUGUUAUCAGAAGUUCAGGAGAAGGAUUGAGAAAAGAUUUUUGUGGCACUUGUGUCGUAUCGAACUAGUUUUAUGCUGUCGUCUUUUUUAUCUUUUUCAGGUAGCUUCCAUUAAAUGAAAGUGAGACAUUUUGAUAUUCUCUAA
Messenger RNA from Nicotiana tabacum (common tobacco), 1384 nucleotides. RefSeq lists its product as uncharacterized. The record is from RefSeq and is a predicted model, not a curated record. Lineage: Eukaryota; Viridiplantae; Streptophyta; Magnoliopsida; Solanales; Solanaceae. Gene Ontology annotation, biological process: endoplasmic reticulum to Golgi vesicle-mediated transport. Gene Ontology annotation, cellular component: endoplasmic reticulum-Golgi intermediate compartment; Golgi membrane; COPII-coated ER to Golgi transport vesicle.